Dibothriocephalus latus is the source of this 681-nucleotide messenger RNA. NCBI's taxonomy places the organism in Eukaryota, Metazoa, Platyhelminthes, Cestoda, Diphyllobothriidea, Diphyllobothriidae. The record is from the annotation of a GenBank genome assembly.
AACUGGGAAGCAGAACGGAGUAAUCUUGAGGCGCAGAUGCAACAGCUCACUGCUGAAAGGGCCGAAUUAACUGUUUACAAGGAAGAACUGCUUGGAUACCUGGAAAAAUCUAAAGCCGCAGAGGAAAAAUCAGACAAGGAAGAAAAUGAACGCCAUCUUGGUGAGCUCACCCGCGAAAUUGUCAAGCUGCGAAUUAAUGAGGGUGUUCUUAUGCGAAAAUAUACCUCAGUCAGUGACCAACUGGUCAGCUUGGAGCAGGAAAGGAACCGGCUCAGAGGUGAUCUCAUUCAUCACGAAUCUGCGUGUAUGGCUAGAGUGGGCUACUAUUCUCGUCUCAAGGAAAUAUCAGCUUUUCAAUUUGAUCAACUACAAAAACAGUUGAACGGUACGGUUUCGGUCGGCGAGUUGUUCACACUCAGACGCCAAUUUGACGAACUGACCGCCAAAUACCGGGAGUUACUGGAACUGCAGGUCAGGGCCGACGUUGUGAAGUCGGCUUCUGGCGAAACACAGGCGCGUUUUCAAAGGCUGGCAGAGGAACAUGAAGCCGUGAAGGCCCAAUUGGUCGUGGCAAAAGAACGUGUAUAUAUACUGGAGUCCUCAUGGAUGGCUGUCGGCAAAAAGUCACGCCUUACUGUUUUAAUAAAACCACCUAAAGGUGCUUGGUUCAUUCUUGGGUGA